AGGGAGAUGGUGUAAGAAUUAAAAAGCCUUAUGUCGAAGCGUGUUGUGGAUUGGACAUCCCCGGAUGUUAUGGUUUGGCUCACCAAAAACAUGAAUAAGUUGACCUCAGCGGAAUCACUCCGAGUGUAUGUUCAAAUGGAGGCUAUCAACGGGGAAACUAUGCUGGGAUUCAAAAAAAGCGACUGUUCCAGAUUCGGUUUGAUAAAGGAAAAUGAUUUCGACAAAAUACUGAAGAAGCUACGAAGUUGCGACGAAAAAAUAGAAAAAGAUUUAAGGAAAAACACGGGGAGAAGGACAAAGAAGAAACCUGGCCUUUUUGGAGGGGAUAAAGCGGACAGUGGACUUGACGAAUCCAGUUCAGUAUGCGAGGAUCAAGGGUUCCACCGGGAAAUCAAGGUUCACAGUGACAGUCCAGGGUCAGCAAAUACCAGUGGUACUGGCUCCUUCGCACCAUCCUUAUCCGGGGGUAGCAGCCAUAAAGGGCACUCGGGAAUGGUGGCCCCUGCUACUUAUGAAUGGGAGCCGCAGCCUGGACGGACAACCAUACCAGAAGCAACUUACGUCGCCCCAGAAGAUAUACACCGAAUUGGUACUUUUGAGCAAGUUUGGUCGCCUGAGCCUGAAGAGUUUCAGUUGUAUCCAACUCCACCACCAGUAUCUCAACUAUCACCUCCACCACCUUCCAAACUAUCUGAUCUACAGAACAGCUACGUGAACCUGCCCCGCACAAACAGUGACCUACUCUCUCAACCAUCUACACCGUCUAAACCGCCUCGGUUACAAAGUGUUUCCACGCCUCCCCCCAAAAAAGAGUAUAAACCUAAAUUUGACAGGAGUGCCAGUCAACCUGCCAUCCCAGUAAAGACUUGGAAACAGUCCAUACCCUCCAACUUACAGGACACAAUGGAGAUAACUAACCCAACUAGUGUCGCCAAGUUUACCAGAAACAGUUACAUCAACCUACCCCGAUCUCCUACACACCAAGUUCAGCCUGAUAGUGACAAUGUUGAGUUGGUAAGACCCCGCUCCUUUGCAUUUGAUCUGGCUCUUGAUACCGAGAAUCCUGACUUGAGACGGAGCUACGAGAGGAGGAGGGGGAGUGACAGUGUAGUUCCAGCUAGUAGGUCUCCUCUUCCCAAUCCUCUUACAGAAACCUACGCGGAUCCCAUUAGUGUCUUCCGUCACUCCGCAAUACCUAGAUCCUUCAGUCUGGGCGACGUCUCUCCUGGACGUGUGCAGGAUAGCGUGAGCUUUGGUAGCGAAGUACUUGUCCCAUUAGUUUCCUCGGUUGGGCACUACGAGGCCACUAUUAGAAUCAAUGAUCCUAAUGUGGGUUAUCUAAAUCCAGAUGAGGUUGAGGCCCCCACUCGAGCUGUACCCAGAAUGUACCCUACUUUACCUGAACCUGAGCCUGACUGGGAUCCGGAUGCAUUGUACGAGAAUUUUGAGCCUCCACCACCUCCAGCUGUUGACGAUAGAGUUGACGAGUGGAUUGAUGACGAACAGCUAUACUUGAACCAGGAGGUUGAAGGAGAUGGAGUUGAAACGGAGGAUAUUUACGAGAACCAGGAAUUUGACUCCUCCAGCGAAGACGGUGAAAUGGAGGAUAUAUACGAGAACAAUGAGGCUGAUCACUCGUCCAGCGAGGAAGAAAGUUCGGAAGAAGAAGGAGAUAAUUUCGCAGAUAUUUCACGGAGGCUUACACUGGCUAUGUCAGUCAUUAAUACAGUUAAGAAAGAGUCAGUUCCCGUGAGGCCGCCGAUCCAGCCCCCUGCAGCAGGCUCCUUCGGAUCAUCCGUUGCUAGACGACCAGUGGAACCCCCAGCCGCUCCAGUGGCCGCCAAGCCGGCUACUCCAUCACGUGACGUGUCAUCACGUGACGUGCCAUCUGGACCUCCUGCGCCACCUUCGAAACCAAAACUCAGUUCAUUGGACCAAAAUACCAGUCAUUUUCUUCCUACUACUCCUUCUCCCGUGAAAGGGACAAGUGGAGGUAUGAGCAUCAAGGAGAAAAUAGCUUUGUUGAACUCAGAGAAAAGUAACGAUUAUCUUGUUCAAUCAGAAAAACCUCCAACUAAAAAGCCUGUUCACGACGCUGCAGCCAGUGUGUCUAUAAAAGACAGGCAAUCCAAGAUAGCCGGGUUGUUUGGUGCCUCCCAACCCACAGCCUCACUUCCUACUCCUCCCCCACCAACUCCUUCUCCCUUGGGUUUAGAGAAGAAACCACCACUUGGAGGUAGACCUCUGAUCCCUCAUGGUGCUCCGACAAGAAACCCUCCUGUGGGUUCUCUACCUCCUAGACGUCCUACUCCUCAGUUACCUCCUCCAUCAUUAGGACCUGAUCUACCUCCUCCUCCUCUUCCUUCUCUAUCAUGUAUACCGCAAUCAAACACCAACUUGUCUACGGGAUGUUACGAGGACAAUGAGAUAACAUUUCCCAUUCCUUCCCCAACUAAAGGCAGAUUUCCGUUGCCACCCCCCUCUAUGGGGUAUAACCCCCCUAAUUCGGGGGUUGGGGGCUACAACCCCACAGAGGAGGAUGAAGAGGGCCUGUACGAUCUGGAACCUGAGGGGCCUGAUGAUAUCUACAAUGAUGGGGACGAGGAAAUUUACAAUGAUGGAGAUGAUGAGGCGGAUAAAAUUCCUGGCUACUUACCUCAUGUUUCUAGUCGGGGGACAGCUGAAGAAUUGUUGCGAAAUGAUCCCCAACCAGAAUGUUUCCUGGUCCGUGACUCCACCAAUAACCCCCAACAAUACCCCUACGUGAUAUCCCUCAAAGCGGUGGGAAACACUUUCGAACACACCAGAUUGGGAUCGCGAAGCAACGGAAAGCUAGCAAUAGGGACGGCUAAGUCAAUGGAGACAACACACGAAAGUUUAGCGGAUCUGAUCCACUACCACAGGACCACGCCCCUUAACCUGAGAGGCAGGAACGUUCUCCUCAAAUACCCUAUAACCCCACGAUAAACUACACGUGCAUACCACGUGUACUGAACUGUCGUCUUGUUCAAGCGGUUAUGAUAUGUUAUUUUUUAGUAAUGUUAGCAGAUUAAUUGAAGUGGAAGCUGUGAAGAUGUAUGGUAGUGUCAUUAUUAAUACAGAUCUUAAUUUGAUUCUAAACGUGGAAUUCUUCGAGAUUUGAAUUAAAUCUUAAAUGAGAAAUCAAGUUUAGCUUUUCGAUUAAAAUAAUAAUCAAGGUUUAAGUUAACUUUAUUGGUGAAAUAUAAACAAUUUUUCAUCUUUCAUGAAGUUUGUUUUUAAUGGUUUAUUGAUUACUAGACGUUUUAUUAAAUCCGUGACUGUCAUUGAUUACAAGUUUCAAGAAUCAAUCACGAUUUUUAAUAAGAAUUAUGCAGUAUUUAAUUUUGAUUUGAUUUUGAUUCCAUCAUGAUUUUGUAAGAUUUAGAAUGCUGCUGAGAGAUUAAUCUGUGGUUUUUAACAAUUAGAGUUAGUUUUAGAAUAUUUUGAUAGGAUAUGCCGUAAAAAUGUGUGAAAAUUAGAGUAGUGACACAGUGAGUACUAGUGAAUACUAGUGAGUACUAGUGAGUACUAGUGAGUACUAGUGAGUACUAGUGAGUACUAGUGAGUACUAGUGAGUACUAGUGAGUACUAGUCAAUACUAGUGAGUACUAGUGAGUACUAGUGAGUACUAGUGAGUACUAGUGAAUAGUGAGUAGUGAGUACUUAUAGCUAACUGCAACGCAAGGAGUAGGUGCAUAUCUGGUGUACACUGUAUAACCGAAUGAACUGCUUGUUUCAUCUUUUAUUGCUUUACUAUUACUAAUCUAGUGAUACUCAUUGAUCAAUGAGUCACAAAUUUUAUUUUUUGGAUUUUGCAUCUUUAAAAAUCAUUUCAAUUUCUUGUAUAAUACUUUUUGAUUCCCAGAUUUUAUUUUUU
This is a messenger RNA of Bolinopsis microptera, 3898 nucleotides long. RefSeq lists its product as uncharacterized. The transcript is spliced from 25 exons. Gene Ontology annotation, biological process: actin filament polymerization. The record is from RefSeq and is a predicted model, not a curated record. NCBI's taxonomy places the organism in Eukaryota, Metazoa, Ctenophora, Tentaculata, Lobata, Bolinopsidae. Gene Ontology annotation, cellular component: actin filament. Bases 31 to 2967 code for a protein of 978 amino acids.